Vitis riparia (riverbank grape) is the source of this 800-nucleotide messenger RNA. RefSeq names its product calcium-binding protein PBP1. Gene Ontology annotation, molecular function: calcium ion binding. The transcript has a single exon. Lineage: Eukaryota; Viridiplantae; Streptophyta; Magnoliopsida; Vitales; Vitaceae. The record is from RefSeq and is a predicted model, not a curated record. Bases 213 to 566 code for a protein of 117 amino acids.
GCUUCCUCCUCAAGCCCCUCAUCACCUUCUCAGAAAUCGAGAAGCAACUUCAGGCUUCAGAAUCAGCCAACCUUUUAUUACCUGUAAAUGAGUUGUACUCCGUGUCCCAAUCCCUCCUCUUCUCCCUUUAUUUAGCCCUCCGCAACUCUCUCCCUCUCCAACACAAUACACAUCUUUGCUUGAUUGCUUGAUUGCUUGAUUACUUCUCCAUAAUGGCAUCCCAGGACCCAUCAAACUUCCAGGAUUUCUUGCCUCUGAUGGCCCACAAGUUGGGGGGUGAGGGACUGAUGAGUGAGCUCUGCAAUGGCUUCAAUCUGCUGAUGGACAGCAGUAAGGGCGUCAUCACUUUUGAGAGUCUGAAAAGGAACUCUGCUCUUCUGGGGUUGGAGGGCUUGUCCGAUGAUGAUCUGUGGAGCAUGCUGAGGGAAGGGGAUUUUGAUGGUGAUGGGGCCCUGAAUCAGAUGGAGUUUUGUGUGCUCAUGUUCAGAUUAAGCCCUGAGUUGAUGGAGGAGUCUGAGUUUUGGCUGGAAGAAGCCCUUCAACAAGAGCUCAAGAAUCAUCAUUGAUCUUCAUUUUUUUCUUUCUUUCUUUGGUUGUUUCUUUACUGAUUUGAGACCUUUUGUUGUAAUGGAUCGUUGAUGUUGGGUUUGAAAAUUGAAAUUUACACACAGAAAUAUAUCUGUAGUAAACCAGUGGGUAUUUUGAUUUGGUUUACACUUUACCAAAAUGUAAAACGAGCCUGAAUGGAAACAUUAUUAUAUAUAGUGUUUUUCCCUGCUAUACAGGGGAAGUUUGAAACA